CUUCAUACUAUAUGUUAAGAAUUCUCAGAUGUGAGAUACUAACUUAAAACAUGAAAUACAAUGAGAUAUCUCAUUACAGUCACCCAAAACACAAUCUUAAAAUUGAUCUUACAGAAGUACCCUUUAAGUGUGAUGGGUGUAAAGAGAUAGGUAUAGGAUCUUGUUACAAGUGCAACUUAUGUGAUUAUGAUCUUCAUAUGCAUUGUGCCAUUCCAACCCCUGUAAUCUACCACCCAUUCUACCCAAAAUGCACGUUUGUUUUCGUGUCGAAACCACCUGGGAACGUGCCUCGCUAUUGCAAUGCUUGCGAAAGGGGUGUUUCGGGUUUUUCAUAUCAUUGUAAUUCUUGUGGUUUUGAUCUUCACCCCUGUUGUGCUAAGCUUCCUACCGCGUUAGAUGAUGGUGAUAUCAAGAUGUAUCUAUAUAGGAAGGUUAGCGCAUCAUGUGAUAGAUGCGGGAGAAAAGGGCGAAGUUGGAGCUACAGAUCAUCAGAUAAAAAGUACAAUCUACAUGUAGCUUGUGUGAAAGAUAUGCUGAUUGAGAGCUGGCAAGACUUGUACUAUGGACGCGGCCUUAGUCGUAGUAGUAGUACGAGUACGACUGCUCGUGGUCGGACGAGGAUGCCUGAAGUUCCAGGCCUGAAGGGGGCCCUGCUACAAACACAUAGUCAUAGGUAUACUACUAGCAAGAGCAAAGGAUCUAAGGUUCAAAAAUGCUGUGAAAUGGCUGGUAUGACAUUGCAGUUUGUUAUUUCAGCUGUUCUUGGUGAUCCCACAACUCUUAUUGCUGGGGUCAUUGGCUCCUUGAUGUCUCGGUAGCACCACUACGCCAUACUCCUCUGUCUUACUAUACUUAAAUUUCUAAGACGUGUGCGUGUGAAUUUCAUGAAUUGAGGUUUGCUAACAUAAAUGUAAAGGAAGUCCAACUGUAUAAUUGUAUGCAAGUGUUAGUGUUUGGCUUACAAUAAUACAAAACGUUGGAUGUUAUGCAAAUUUUUAUUCCACAA
Messenger RNA from Beta vulgaris subsp. vulgaris (sugar beet), 1006 nucleotides. RefSeq lists its product as hypothetical. The record is from RefSeq and is a predicted model, not a curated record. NCBI's taxonomy places the organism in Eukaryota, Viridiplantae, Streptophyta, Magnoliopsida, Caryophyllales, Amaranthaceae. Bases 51 to 818 code for a protein of 255 amino acids. The transcript is spliced from 2 exons.